UACCCCUGGCACCGCUCGGCCGUGGAGGGGAGACUGCGCCUUACCCCCGGGCAGCCUCCAGCCCUGAGGCUCCCUGGAGGAAGCCUGAGUUCAGCCCGGGAAGAAAGGGCUCCGAGCACGUGUCGGGAGUCGGGGUCCCAGAAAGGAAGUCUCGGGACAGAUGGGCACCGGGCGAUUAUGAUUAUGUGGUGUGUGUGUGCCGGCAGUGAGGCUUUGGCUCGCCUUUUUCUCUAAGGGGCUGGCGCGCUACCACUGGGGCUGCACCCCCACUUCCGGCCUUUUGCCGAUGGUUAAUAGGAGGCUAGAGCCUCUGGGACUUUCCUUCCCGGGCUGGCUUCGAAUCCCGACGAGGGUAGCUAGGCAUGAGCCACCGGCGCCCAGCUGAAUGGGAGUGUUUUGGAGUACGUUGGCGGGCGCGGGGAGCGUUAACGCGCGCCUGCUGUGCGGGCCCUGGCGACCCAAAUAGCCCUUUGCGCCUGCCCGGAGGAAGCCGCGACCUGCGGGCAAGGCGGGGACCCUGAAGGUUCGAGCGGAGAGCUCACGCGCACAGCCUCCCCGGCUGCUCGGGAGGACGAGUCUAGGAGAGCCUUUUUGCGUAUCCGAGGGGCGAAGAACUCAGGUGGCUGCGUGGACAAAGCUCUCAAAGGCUUGUGUAUGUUUCAAUUUUCUGAACCUUGAAACUACGUUUACAAACUCUCCUAGUCUGUCCUGCUCUUCCAAAUGCAAGUGUCCUUGGAGGAUGUGGCUGUGAAUUUCACCCAGGAAGAGUGGGAAUGUUUGGAUACAGGUCAGAGGACCCUUUACGUGGAUGUUAUGACUGAAAUCUUGAAGAACCUGGAGUCUGUGGGAUUCAAGGAGGGAAAGGAGAAAGAAGGAGAGGAGGAGGAAGAGGAAGAAGAGGAAGAGGAAGAGGAGCAUCAAGAACCAGGUCAGGAUCUGAGCAAUGAGGGAACUAAUGAUAAGACAAUAUCCCUUGCUUCCAAGAAAGAAGGCCAUAUCCCAUUCUCUGCCCUAGAUCGGAUUAAAGAGAAGAAGACCCGAGUGGGCAAAUCCUCCAAAGUUGGACCACCUUUUUUGUGUCACAGCUGUGGCAGCUGUUUCAGCAAGCGCUCCCAAUUCUAUAGCCAUCAGUGUACUCACAGCCACAAGCGGGUUAACAGCUGUAACCAGUGUCGAAAGUUGUUGGGGAACCCCCAGGCCCUCAACCACCAUAGACGCCUGCAUCAUGCAGACAGGCCCUUCAGUUGUUCUCUCUGUGACAAGACCUACCGUGAUGCUUCUGGUCUGAGCCGGCACCGCCGUGUUCAUAUGGGUUACCGGCCCCAUUCGUGUCCUGUGUGUGGGAAGCGCUUCCGAGACCGGUCAGAGGUCAAACGCCAUCAAAAGAUACAUCGAAACAAGGAGCCAGUGGCUGGAAACCAGAAGCCUGUUGUAAAGACUCCAGUUUCCACAGCUGGAUUCCAGGCGCCUACAGUUAGGAGCCGACGGCGCAUCCGGGGGCUUGUGGACGUGAACCAGACUUCUGGCACCAGAACCCGGGCAUCCAGUGGUAGAGCCGUCUGCCUAGCUAGCAGAUCCAACUCUCCUCCAGCGAAGUGCUCAGGAGGCAAGGUCUUCUCUUGCCCUCAUUGUCGCUUGACUUUUAACAUGGAAGCCGAUCUCUCCAACCAUCAGAAGGUCCACUUUCCAGAGCAGAAAACCUACUGCUGUCCUGUCUGUGACCUCUGCUUUGAGGUGAAGGAGGACCUUCUGGAUCACUGGAACAGUUCUAAACUCAAGGACCUAGAACCUAGGCCACAAAACCUGGGUAGCCCUCCAAAAUGCUGGGUGGUCCUGGGUUACUGGCUGGGCUUCCUUUCCAAUCCCCCAUGGUCAGGAAGGACUAAAAGCAAGCAGGGAAUGGAUCUUCUAGGAUCUAUGGCCCCAGAGGAGGGGAAGCCACGGAGAAAAAAAAAAGUGGGAAAAGGAAGGAAAGCAAAAGAUAAGUGACGGUCUUGAUAUAUAAAU
Molecule: messenger RNA, 2007 nt
Organism: Dipodomys ordii (Ord's kangaroo rat)
Lineage: Eukaryota; Metazoa; Chordata; Mammalia; Rodentia; Heteromyidae
Gene: Zfp57
Product: ZFP57 zinc finger protein
Exons: 3
Coding region: 721-1989 (422 amino acids)
Biological process (GO): regulation of DNA-templated transcription
Source: RefSeq, a predicted model, not a curated record